This is a messenger RNA of Silurus meridionalis, 4211 nucleotides long. It is a transcript of the gene grm2a, whose product is annotated as glutamate receptor, metabotropic 2a. The transcript has 6 exons. Gene Ontology annotation, cellular component: membrane. The coding region runs from base 1025 to 3685 and encodes 886 amino acids. Gene Ontology annotation, molecular function: group II metabotropic glutamate receptor activity. NCBI's taxonomy places the organism in Eukaryota, Metazoa, Chordata, Actinopteri, Siluriformes, Siluridae. Gene Ontology annotation, biological process: regulation of synaptic transmission, glutamatergic; G protein-coupled glutamate receptor signaling pathway. The record is from RefSeq and is a predicted model, not a curated record.
CUGUCCCAAAGUGCGAUGCCAACGAUGUCCCGUCUAAUUUUUGACCAACCAGCCUCGGUGUGCCGAUGCUCGAGCUUCUAACAAAAAGUGCGCGCGUUCCGACACGCGGCUCAGACUGAGAGACGGCGUGAUACAGAGCGAGACGCGUCAGUAGCCAACAUCAGCGCGCGACCUUUCCCAGGACCACUCAGAGCAUUUCAACUCUUUUCUGCAUUUAGUGUUAAGGUAAACCAUACAACACAAAGUCAGCGCGACUUGAUUGCAUGGAUAUGAGCGGUAUUUCAUUUGACUUAUCUAUUUUAUUUCGUUGCCACUGCCGUCGGGAACCAUCCAGAGUUUGCGCUCGCGCUCAGGGCGUCCUUCUCUCUCCUCUUUGGCGCGCGCCAACAUGCGCUCCUAUUCCGUGUAAAUCAUACCACAUUUUUUGACCACAGACUCAACAUUUUUCCAUGAAUUGUCUUUCAGUCUACAGAACCUGACCAGACACAUAAAGUUGAGUAAUAUGUCUUGUAUUAGCUCAAAUUUUGAACGUUCACGCGCUCGACAUGUCAUUCAGUAAUAUUCCUAUUGUUGCGCGUGCGUAAAUACAGAGGCGCUUGUGAGGAGUGAACACUGAGACUUUCUGUUGAGCCGAAUCGCAGCUCAGCACCUUGGACAGCUCCGCGCGCUCACCUCUACAGCCAUCCAUCCCAGCGGAAAGAGCUCCAUGCGCGAGCCUGAAGCUGAGCAUCACCGAGGAGCCGCAGGACAUUUACACGCAUGCACGCACUCACGCACGCACACACACAAGCGCAAACAGACACACACACACACACACACACACACACACACACACACACAGAGAGAGCCCAUCGUAAAGCAACAUCUUCAAGAUCUUCCCAUGUGACCCGCGCAUCAGCCACUAAUGCCGAAGCUUACCUGUGCCUGACCACAAGCAUAGCAUCAUCAAGCACUGCACCAUUUGCUGGACAGGGAAAAUAAACACAUAAUAAAAGCUGAGAAUUCUGUGUUGUAUCUGGCUACAAUGGCUAGGAGGCUUCUCUUUCUCCAAGCUCAAGGACAUUCCUGGCCACUCCAUCUUCUCCUCCUGCUGCUGCUUGUGGCCAGGAGCCCACAGGCUCUUGAAGUAUCUGGCUAUAGCAGCGAUACUGCCAAGAAGGACAUCAUCAUAGAGGGGGAUCUGGUGAUCGGGGGACUCUUUCCAGUCCAUCAGAAGGGUGAAGGUGCAGAGGACUGUGGUCGCAUCAAUGCACAAAGAGGGAUACAGAGACUGGAGGCCAUGCUGCUCGCACUAGACGAGAUCAAUAAAGAUAAUCGGAUCUUGCCCGGUGUCACUCUGGGGGCUCACAUUCUGGACACGUGUUCAAAGGACACCUACGCACUGGAGCAGUCGCUGGAAUUUGUGCGGGCUGUUCUCACCAAGGUGGAUGACAGUGAAUAUACGUGCCCAGAUGGAUCCUAUGCCAUUCAUGAUGAUGUGCCACUUGCCAUAUCUGGAGUCAUUGGUGGAUCCUACAGUGAUGUUUCUAUACAGGUGGCCAACCUUUUGCGACUUUUCCAGAUCCCACAGAUUAGCUAUGCCUCAACAAGUGCUAAGCUCAGUGAUAAGUCCCGCUAUGACUACUUUGCUCGUACGGUUCCCCCAGACUUCUACCAAGCUAAGGCCAUGGCUGAGAUCCUGCGCUACUUCAACUGGACUUAUGUCUCCACUGUUGCCUCAGAGGGUGACUAUGGAGAAACUGGCAUCGAUGCUUUUCAGCAGGAGGCCAGAGCCUUGCAAAUCUGCAUUGCUACAUCUGCGAAGGUUAGCCGCUCAAUGGACCGCUACAGUUAUGAUGGAGUGAUCAGGUCUCUGUUACAGAAGUCCAAUGCUAAAGUUGUAAUACUCUUUACAAGAAGUGAGGAUGCCCGGGAGCUUCUAGUUGCAGCAAAUCGCAUGAACGUGUCGUUUAUCUGGGUAGCCAGUGAUGGCUGGGGGGCACAGGAGAGUGUGGUGAAAGGAAGUGAAUCAGUGGCUGACGGAGCAUUCACCAUUGAACUUGCUUCUUAUCAAAUCAACAAAUUUGCUGAGUACUUCACAAAUCUAAAUCCUUACAACAACACUCGCAAUCCCUGGUUCCGAGAGUUCUGGGAGAAUCGGUUCCAAUGCAGCCUGCAUGAUAUUAACUGUGGCAAGCAUUCUCUCCGCGAUGGCAAGUUUGAGCAGGAAUCCAAGAUCAUGUUUGUAGUGAAUGCUGUGUAUGCAAUGGCCCAUGCACUGCACAACCUGAGACAAGCAGUAUGUUUAAACACCACUAAAAUCUGCAGUGCCAUGAAACCAGUAAAUGGAAAGAAGCUGUAUAAAGAUUACAUCUUGAAGACCCAGUUUAAUGCUCCAUUCCGUCCAGCUGAAACAGAGAACACUGUUAAUUUUGAUGCUUAUGGGGACAGCCUGGGUCGCUACAACAUCUUUCACUACCACAUAGAGAAUGGCACAUAUGUAUACCGUAAAGUGGGCUAUUGGGGCCAGACUUUGAACCUAGAUAUAAAUCUUAUUCCUUGGGAUAACCAAGUGUUACCUACCUCUCAGUGUAGUGACCCCUGCAGGAUGAAUGAAAUUAAGAGCAUGCAGCCUGGUGAUGUCUGCUGUUGGAUCUGCAUCCCCUGCCAGCCCUACCAGUAUCUCCUGGAUGAAUUCACUUGCGCAGAAUGCAGCUUUGGCCAAUGGCCACUGGCCAACCUGACUGGCUGCUAUGACUUGCCUGAGGAGUAUAUCCACUGGGAGGAUGCCUGGGCCGUAGGACCAGUCACUAUUGCCUGUCUUGGGAUCCUGUGCACACUCUUUGUGAUUUGUCUCUUAAUAAAGAACAAUGAAACGCCUGUAGUUAAAGCUAGUGGACGAGAACUUUCCUAUAUUUUACUCCUGGGUGUGCUUCUCUGUUACUGCAUAACUUUUAUCUACAUCGCCAAACCUUCAGUAGUUGUGUGUACGUUACGUCGUCUUGGACUUGGUACCUCCUUUGCAGUCUGCUACUCAGCGCUCCUGACCAAGACCAACCGCAUUGCCCGUAUCUUCAGUGGUGUCAAAGAUGGUGCACAAAGGCCAAGGUUUAUAAGUCCAGUUUCACAGGUAGCUAUUUGUGCUGGCCUCAUUUCCUGUCAGCUGUUAGUGGUGAUGGUCUGGCUCUUGGUAGAGACACCAGGUGUAAGGAAAGAGGUCAGUCCUGAGAGAAGGGACAUAGUCAGAUUGAAAUGCAACAGCAAGGACUCCAGCAUGCUAAUUUCACUGACCUAUAACUGUGUCCUCAUUAUCCUGUGUACCUUCUACGCUUUCAAGACCAGAAAGUGCCCAGAGAACUUCAAUGAGGCAAAGUUUAUUGGUUUUACUAUGUACACCACCUGCAUCAUCUGGCUGGCUUUCCAGCCCAUCUUCUAUGUCACAGCCAGUGACUACAGGGUUCAGACCACCACAAUGUGCAUCUCAGUGAGUCUGAGCGGCUCAGUGGUGCUGGGUUGCCUUUUUGUCCCUAAAAUCCAUAUCAUCUUGUUCCAACCACAAAAGAAUGUAACUACCAGUCUCAGGGUGGCCACCACUCGCUUCAGUGUGACCACUGGCCCCGGCUCCAGCUUCUCUCAAGCAUCCAACAUUGUGCCAACAGUGUGUAACGGAAGAGAAGUAGUGGACUCAACAACAUCAUCACUCUAAAUUAAAUGCUAUCCAUCCGCCAGAUGUGGUAUACAGAUGCAUUUAAUCACUAGUCAGUAAAAUGUGUUUGCUCAUAUUAGGGAGGCUUCUCACAAUAAGGAGUAGCACUUAUUUCAUUUACAAAGUCCUGUGAAAAAAAAAAAUCACUCUUUCUUACUUUCUCUUGUUCUCUCUUGCUGCUUCUUUCCCUUUUAAAGUCUCCCUCUCUCUUUCUCUCUCUCUCUCUCUCUCUCUCUCUCUCUCUCUCUUUUCGUUCAUUGUUAGAAAAUAAUGGGAUACCAGUGGAAGCUCUGUAUACCACCAAUUUUUAUAGAAAAUAUGCUAAUUUAUUAUUUGAAACAUGGAGUAGAAAAACAAUAGUGAAUCUGUUCAGUGUAUCAGAUACAGAAUGUUUUAAUUGUAGAUUUUUGGUGAUUCAGGUAUGUUGUUUCAUUGUAAUUACUGUAAAUAAAAAUGUGCUUUUUUUAUGAAUAUUAAAAUGCAACAUGGAUUUCUUUGUACAUAAAUUAAAGGUGAUGUCAAGGAU